GACAUGGCAGCCAAUGGAGACAGCUGUGAUAAGACUCAGAGACGCACAGGAAUGAAAGAGAAACAGAAUGGCAACUCCACAGACUCAAGCAUAAGAGAGAGGCGACAGAGAGAUAAAGAAGAGCGCCUGUCUCUUGUGUUAUGGAGGAGGCCUUUUAUUACACUCCAUUACUUCCUCCUUGAGACCUUAAUCAAGCUAAGGGAGUGGACAAUUAAGCUUUGGCAACGACGGGGGAUUGUGUGCUUAGUUUUUGUGUUAUGUAGUCUUUUCUCUGCUGCCUACUCCAUAGAGGGAUCACAUCAAAAAUAUGUCAAGUACCUAGAGAAGAGGUUCCUCUGGUGUGCGUACUGGGUAGGUCUCGGAAUUCUGUCAUCUGUUGGGCUUGGGACUGGUCUGCACACCUUCCUUCUCUAUCUGGGCCCUCAUAUAGCAUCUGUGACAUUAGCAGCGUAUGAGUGCAACUCAACAGAUUUCCCAGAGCCUCCAUACCCAGACCAGAUUGUAUGUCCUCAACUUGUAGGAUCUGAGGGAAGUAUCUCCCUCUUCUCCAUUAUGUCAAAGGUCCGCCUGGAAGCCUGCAUGUGGGGUGCAGGCACUGCCAUUGGAGAGUUGCCUCCAUAUUUCAUGGCCAGAGCAGCACGUCAGUCUGGGACUGAUCCUGAAGAUGAAGAAUAUGAGGAGUUUGAGGAGAUGCUGGAGCAGGCUGAGAAUGCACAGGAUUUUGUCACCAGAGCAAAAAUGGGAGUCCAACAUAUGGUGCAGAAAGUGGGAUUCUUUGGCAUCUUGGCUUGUGCUUCGAUCCCAAAUCCGCUUUUUGACUUGGCGGGAAUCACAUGUGGGCAUUUCCUUGUUCCCUUUUGGACCUUCUUUGGUGCAACGCUCAUCGGUAAAGCCAUCAUCAAGAUGCACAUCCAGAAGCUGUUUGUUAUCAUCUCCUUCAGCAAGCACAUUGUGGAGCAAAUGGUGUCUCUGAUUGGGUCUAUACCCAAAGUAGGAUCAUCACUUCAGAAGCCCUUCAGUCAUUAUCUGGAAGCACAAAGGAACAAGCUGCAUCAUGGAGAAGGAAGAAAAUCAUCUGAUGAGAACUGGCUAUCCUGGCUGUUCGAGAAGCUGGUGCUGGUCAUGGUCUGCUACUUUGUCAUCUCCAUUGUCAACUCGAUGGCUCAGAGUUAUGCCAAGCGGCUUCAGCAGCAAAAGCACUUGGUUGAGAAGACCAAGUGA
Molecule: messenger RNA, 1221 nt
Organism: Nerophis lumbriciformis (worm pipefish)
Lineage: Eukaryota; Metazoa; Chordata; Actinopteri; Syngnathiformes; Syngnathidae
Source: RefSeq, a predicted model, not a curated record